AUGGGACAGGAAAAACAGCUCAGGCAAUCUCCGAAGAGCUGCUGCUUGAGCCUGAUAAUGACAGUCAGUAGCAAGGCAGAAAGACCUGAUACAGCUACGCUCAAAUCCAGACAGUUUGAUAGCAUUAUACGGGCAUUAUAUGUGCACCUACCGCAAACAGUGGAGCUACAUCGUUUAUCACAGGAUAUUUAUGGUGAAACAUUUCCACCGGGCAGAUAUCGCUUCGGUUGCUUGUUCCAAGACAACACCGGAUGCAAAGAGAGUUUCUACUCGAAAUCAAAAACGGUCGCUGAAACCGGAUUUGAUGAGCGCGAUGAUUUUCCGAGCGGGAUUCGUACUUCACUAAAAAAUUGGCAGUCCAAGAACGGUUCGAUGACAAUCACAGUGGAACUUUUCUUUUAUACUAAGGAUUAUUUGAGCUGCCUGUUGCCGAGUAAACCAGAACCAACAGCGGCACAGAAAGCAAUUCGAAGAGCGUUGGUGGAAGAAAUGGAUGAGCUUGAAAAGUAUGCUUUUGGCUUCAGUGAAAAAUUGGUAACAAAAUCUAAGACAUUUUUCUUGGAGGAAGAAAUAUUAGCAAGAGGAACUGUUGGCGCUAAAUGA
Messenger RNA from Gongylonema pulchrum, 603 nucleotides. The record is from the annotation of a GenBank genome assembly. NCBI's taxonomy places the organism in Eukaryota, Metazoa, Nematoda, Chromadorea, Rhabditida, Gongylonematidae.